Molecule: messenger RNA, 1143 nt
Organism: Xiphophorus hellerii (green swordtail)
Lineage: Eukaryota; Metazoa; Chordata; Actinopteri; Cyprinodontiformes; Poeciliidae
Product: SLAM family member 5
Exons: 6
Coding region: 236-1087 (283 amino acids)
Cellular component (GO): cell-cell junction; membrane
Source: RefSeq, a predicted model, not a curated record
GAUGUGUGAGAAUUUCCAACAUCACCUGAACGUGUCAUGAUCAAUCCUGACAAAACAGCAGUGUGAACUCAACAACAUGUCUGGAUGGGUGUAUGACAUGUGAAGUGUUUGAUUAACACACUUAAUAUCAGUGGAUUAUAGCGCGUGGGCGUUGAUGCGUCCUCACGCGCCGUUAAGGAAGUUGCCUUCAUUCUCCUCCUAGUCGUCAAAAAGUCAAUUGUCUGGCGCUGCAGCAAUGAGAUUUAUCGUCCUUUUCCUGUUGUUUCAAGGGCUGCAGGUUAAAGUUCUUGGCGAAACCGGCAUCACAACCAAAGUUGAAGGGUAUGUAGGUGACACCAUUAUCUUGCCAGCCAAAGCCUUCAAAACAUGGACUCUGUCCAGAAUUGACUGGUCAAUAUUAAGCAACAACACCUGGAUUGCAACAUGGGACCAAGGUGGUAUAAACACUGAACGUCGUCCAGAAUACAAAGGGAGGCUCUCGCUCAACACAUCAACAGGGGAUUUAACGAUGCAAGAUCUUAGGUUGCGCGACGCCAUGACGUACAAUGUGGACCUCCUCAACGCUUCAAAUUACAACAUAGUAAACCGGGUCCAGCUAGUAGUGAAAGAACGCCUCAAGAAACCGACCAUACAGCUUUACCAAAAUUUCGCAAAAAGCGAAAAUGGUGGCUGUGUAUUGGUGCUCAACUGUUCUUCUCUUGAUACUGGUAUUAACUUCUCCUGGGAGGUCGAGCCUCCGUGUCAUCACUGCAGCAACAACUCUUCGAGUGACACGUCAGAGCUCAUCGCCUUUUUCUUGACAACCCCAGACACUGUAAAUCUUACCUGCAUUGUCAAGCGCGAACUGGAAACCGCAUCAAGCAUUUUGACCUCAAAGAUCAAAGUGCCAACAUUCGAACUCCAACAGAAAUGUGGUUACAUGUUCGCUUGGGGAUUCUUCACUACAUUGCUGAUUGUGAUCGGCAUGAUUUUACUUUUCCAUUUUAGAGGUAAGAUAACCGAAAUGUUCCAGCAAUUUAGAGAACCAGUUAUUUCGCCUGCGACGGAUUCCAACGUUCUGGCGGAGAGUGUGACUUCCCAAAAAUAAAAGUCCUAAAUUUGACAUGGUGGUUUUAAAAGGAGUUCAACUGUUAAGAAAAAAAA